UGAAACCGGAUUGGGGAACGCAGCGGUGCCAGGCGCUCCUCGCGGCGCUCCGCUCGGCUCCUCGCCCGGGCUGCGGGAGUUUGCUGCUAGCCAUGAGUUUAUCUUUGCUAAUGUAUCCGGUGCUGAGAUCAAUUGGCCAACAGCUACACUCAGCAGUUACUGGCAGCUACAUCCCUGGGACACAUUCCGUUGCGAUCAUCAACUGCCCCAACGAACAAACCGCACGAGAUAUUGCAAGGGCAAUUAUGGACAGAAAAUUGGCAGCUUGUGUGAAUAUCCUUCCCAGGACCUCAACCAUGUAUAUUUGGAAAGGGGAGAUCGAGGAAGGUACAGAAAUACUUCUGCUGGUGAAAACAAGGACGUCCAAAAUCAAGGAACUGUCAAACUAUAUCAGAUCUGCCCAUCCUUUUGAGAUCCCAGAACUGAUCAGCCUGCUCAUUGAUCAGGGGAACCCAGCCUACCUGAAAUGGAUGGAGGAGAACAUCCCUUAUGAUUAACCCAUCACAAUCUGGACGAUGUUUCUGGCUCACACAGGGCAACUAGUUGCCAGCUGUCCUGGAUUGGCUGUUCUUCUCUCUUU
Molecule: messenger RNA, 580 nt
Organism: Elgaria multicarinata webbii
Lineage: Eukaryota; Metazoa; Chordata; Lepidosauria; Squamata; Anguidae
Product: protein CutA homolog
Exons: 6
Coding region: 93-497 (134 amino acids)
Biological process (GO): response to metal ion
Molecular function (GO): copper ion binding
Source: RefSeq, a predicted model, not a curated record